Ictidomys tridecemlineatus (thirteen-lined ground squirrel) is the source of this 1534-nucleotide messenger RNA. The record is from RefSeq and is a predicted model, not a curated record. NCBI's taxonomy places the organism in Eukaryota, Metazoa, Chordata, Mammalia, Rodentia, Sciuridae.
CCAUAGCCUGGAAGCCUGGGCCUUCUGACCUCUCCUGGCCAACUAUUAGAUAUGCUGGUCCAGCCUCGCGUCCAGGUUCCAUCUAGAUGGCUUUGCCCUUCUGAGCUCUCUUCACUCCAUCUAGCCAAUUUGAACAUUGCCACCAGCGUCCUCCUCCGCCCCCCCAUCACCUUGUUUCUAACAGUAGCCUCCUUGUAUAGUGUUCUUUGAUAUUGUUUACUUCCCCUUAGGAUUCCACCCCAUCACCCCUUAAACUUAUCACACUUCUAUCCAGCUAUUGAGUCUCUGUGGCUGCUGUGUGUUCAUAGUUGUGUCCUCCUUCACUUGGCCACUCCACUUUUUGUCAGUUGUAGAUCAUGCCUCCCAGUCUACUGUUGCCUCAAAUUCAAAGGCUGCCCCUGAGGCAGAGUCAGUGCUGCGACCUCUCUACAUGGAUGUUCAAGCUACCACGCCUCUGGACCCCCGGGUGCUUGAUGCCAUGCUACCAUACCUCAUUAACUUCUAUGGGAAUGCACACUCUCGGACACAUGCUUAUGGCUGGGAGAGUGAGGCAGCCAUGGAACGUGCUCGCCAGCAAGUAGCAUCUCUGAUUGGAGCUGAUCCUCGUGAGAUCAUUUUCACUAGUGGUGCUACUGAAUCCAACAACAUAGCAAUUAAGGGGGUAGCCAGGUUCUACAGGUCACGGAAAAAGCACUUGAUCACCACCCAGACAGAACACAAAUGUGUCUUGGACUCCUGUCGUUCACUGGAAGCUGAGGGUUUUCGGGUCACCUACCUCCCAGUGCAGAAGAGCGGGAUCAUUGAUCUAAAGGAACUGGAGGCUACCAUCCAGCCAGAUACGAGCCUGGUUUCAGUUAUGACUGUGAACAAUGAGAUUGGAGUAAAGCAGCCUAUUGCAGAAAUAGGGCGGAUUUGCAGUUCCAGAAAGGUAUAUUUCCAUACGGAUGCAGCCCAGGCUGUUGGAAAAAUCCCACUUGAUGUCAACAACAUGAAAAUUGAUCUCAUGAGCAUCAGUGGUCACAAAAUCUAUGGUCCUAAAGGGGUUGGUGCUAUCUACAUCCGCCGCCGGCCCCGAGUGCGUGUGGAGGCCCUGCAGAGUGGAGGGGGGCAGGAGCGGGGUAUGCGGUCUGGGACAGUGCCUACACCCUUGGUGGUGGGGCUGGGGGCUGCGUGUGAGGUGGCACAGCAAGAGAUGGAGUAUGACCACAAACGAAUCUCAAAAUUAGCAGAGCGACUGAUAGAGAAAAUAACAAAGAGCCUUCCAGAUGUGGUGAUGAAUGGGGACCCCGAACACCACUAUCCUGGUAUGGACAUAAUUUUUUUUUAUUUUUUUCUUAUUUUUGGUUGUUGGGGCGGGGGUUGUGGCUCAGCAGUAGAGCGCUCGCCUAGCAUGUGCAAGGCCCUGGGUUUGAUGUUUGGCAUUGGCCGCUUUACUACAGAGGAGGAAGUAGACUACACUGCAGAGAAAUGCAUUCAGCAUGUGAAGCGUCUUCGAGAAAUGAGUAUCUUAUCGCUUAUCGCUUAUCGCUUCUGA